UGCCUAAGGUGAAUGGUGAUGUCAUCGCCUGUCAAAGCUGCUUUUUUAGAUUAAAAAAUUAAAAUUACAGUUACUUGAGUUUGGAAAAUAGUGACAGUCGAUCAUUCUCUUCGCGAACUUAAGUAAAAAUUAUCAUUUCUCCUCUCUUUAUUACCAAAAUCAAUGUAAAUUGAAUACUAUAUUUUUAUUCAAGGCCUUUACAUGUUUUUCAUCCUCUAAUUUUCUCUCCCUACCUAACUCGACAAAACUUUUGUCUCUCAUAAAAUCCCUUCUCCCUUUCACUCUCCUUUUUUCUCUUUUUGUUUCUCAACUCCCGCUGUGUGUGUCUUGAAAGGAAAGAACCGCAAAACGUCGCGCAUGUUACCACCCAACUUCUUCUUUGUGAAAAAUAAAAGUCAAUUUUCCGCAAACCUUUCCAACUAUAAUAAAAACGUUGAUUUUUCAUAAAAACUGAUUGCGCGCGACUACGAAUUAGAAGGAACGAGUUGUUCAAGUGAAUGAAGUGAAUUUAAAGUUUAAUCGACAAUAAGAGAGUGAGGUUGGGGUCUUAGACGAAGAAAUGUCGGUUUUAUAGUUUCCUACUGCAAGUAGGAAAACAACAUGUCGAGGAAAGAAGGUAACAAAAUGUUGGUUCACCAGUUAUCGUCAGUUUUGCCAGACGAUCGUCCGAUUACGGCCAUUAGUAUUGUUGAAGAUAUAGACAAAUGUCCGCCUAAUUUCACAGUUGUUUCAAGGACGCACGAUUUAGAUGCCGACGCUGAUUUAUGGCGUGAAAGUGGAUUGUUCAUUAAGAAAAAAAGUAGAUAUAUAUGUUUCUCAAAGACUGAAGGACUGCCACAUUGUGUGGUUGAAGAAAUUGCAAUAAUAGAUGAAAGGGAACCACCACCAAAGGGUUACAGCAUGAUUUCACAUACAGUUGAUACGAUGCAACGAGCUUGGAGAAAGAGACAACUAUGUUAUAAAAUGAAAAAUAAAGAUUUGUGCUCAAAAGCUAUAACGGACAUAAUUAUAUGUAGCAGAGUUGGUAAAAGUUCAAGAAGAGCGCCAUUUGAAUUCACCUAUGCUGGUCUGGUGAAUGGCGUCAGUCUUUGUUUCAAAACUGUCGAUCUGAAUACAAUUGAUCCAAGUUCCAGGCCUUAUGCAAAUAUAGAAUCGUUGACUAAUCCCUCGCCAAAUCCAUCAAAUGGAACUCCACACAGGGUGGCUCCGGAGAGACCGCCAAAACCAAAGUUUGCACCAAAACCACCAAGCAGCAUUUAUCCUCAAAUUAGUCCAGCAAGUCCGGCGAGUCCCGGUAAUCCCUCCGACGACUCAAUGGAUCGUGAUUAUGAAAUUCUUAAUCCAAAUGCAAAAAUUAAACCAACGAGACCAGCGCCACAACCACCAAAAUCACCUCUCGUUGGUUCUACUUCAAAUUAUGGUACAUUACCGGGAUCAUCUGAUCUCGACGGAGUUCCAUUCGCUCUCAAUCCACUUCUAUCGACCAGCAAAAAUCAGCUGAAAAAUAAACUUCCUGUGAUUAAAAUUCGUACUCGAGAAGAAAUGGAUAGAGCGUAUCACUACGAUUUUCGAGCGGAGAGAGAAACUUGAACGAUUCAAGAAUGUGCCAAAACGAAUUGCGUAAGCCUAUCGUUUCUAAGCUGUAUUCAUACUUCAUGUAUCAAUAAUAUAGCUCUAGCAAUGCAUAAUGGAGUGCCUGAUUAAUUAUUAUUGAAUGUUUCACAUCAUUAAAAUCCACAAAAGUGAAAUUUCAUUUUUCAACUUUUGCGGGGGUGUGAACGAAUUACGAAUUGCACGAUACAUGCGUUAUUCAACAAAACAAAAAAAACAAAAACAAAAUCUAUGUAUCUUCUUCCGUGCCCUAUUUAGAUUUUUAUACACCAGUGAUUAUGAGCAUUGUAUUUUUAUAGACUUGCGUUGUAUUUUUAUAGUUCGUAGAAAUUAUAUAUCUUGUAUAAUACGUUCUUGUUUAAAAAUCAUUAGAUAUUUAACAACAAAAAAAAAAAAAUGAAGAACACUAUCAUCUGUUCACGCCAUACGCAAAAUGUUCCUUCAAAUCGAAAACAUUUUCUCAAAUUCAUUUUUCAAUCCAUCCAUUGUCCAAAGGAUUGUUCUUUAUUUUUUAAUUCUUCGGUGCACUCUCAAUUAAAAUUUUUAAGUUGAAGAACUCGUCAACGAAUUAAAAAUUGGAAAAUUUGAAAAUAAGUUCCAAAAAUUCUGAUUUUAGAUAAUCAUUUAAUGAUUUCUGACUAAAAGGAAUAUUAUUUUUUAAAUUCAAGAUGAAAGAGAUCUUGCGAUUACGUGUUUAGAUUUAUUAUAUAGUGAGGGAUUUUAUAAGCAACGUUCAAUCGAUAUUAACAGGGCUCAAAAUGUAUUAAUUGUGAUAAAAAAUGUCCGCAUUACUUUUAAAACGUAUACGUAAAGGAAUCAUUCGAUUUUUUAGGAUUAAUAUUAAGUAAAUUGUCGAUUGAUACAAAACGAACAAAAAUUUUCAUUCACUGUUACUGUUUGUGGAUCAAAAUAUUAUCAGAUAAAAUUGUUAUUAUUAUUAUCAGCAGUAGAUUGUACUUUUCAGCGAAUGUAAUUUUCAUUUUAUGAAAAUUCGAUGGGAAUUUUCAACGAUUGAUAUUUAUUUUGACUUUAGAACGAUUUAAAAAAUAUUUUCCAAACUGUUUGGUUAUUUUUCAAAUUUUGAGUUUGAAAUGUAAAAACAUUUAAGAAUGGAAAUUACCAUCGAAAUUGAUUGUGGUUAAUGAAAAUUCGCAAUAGUAAAUUUUUUUCUCUUCAGCGAUUGCAAUUUUCAUUUCUGUAAUUUUUAUCGAUAGAUACAAACUGAAUUCGAUGGGAAUUGUCAACGAUUGAAAUUUGUUUUAAUUUUCGAACGAAUUGUAAAUAUUUUCCAAUUGUUUAAUUAUUAUUCAAAUGUUAAUUUGUAUUUAAAAUGCAGAACUAGGUUCUGAUCUUGCUAUUAUGGUGUUCUUUAAGGUACUCACAUCUGAUUGGAGUCCUUGAAUACAGAAUUGCAAUUCUCCAACUGCCGUUUUAAGUUGGGUUAUUUCUGUUACAAAGUCCCCCAAGAUUUUACGCAAAGAAGUUAUAUCUCGUUAAUUUAAUAAUUACUCUCUAUAUUUCAAUUCGUAUUUUUCUGUUCUUUAAAUUUACUACUCGAGCUAUGGAUAAUUUCCUUUCAUUUUAAACUGAAAAGGAAACUUUCAGUUCUCUCGAUUUUCCACAUUUCGUAAUUUUAAAUAAUUUUGGCGCAAGAAUUAUUCAAAAGAAAGUUUGACAAAAAUUAAUCAUUACUUUCGAUUUCACUCUAAUUUUGUUUCAUUGUUUGACUUUGUGUCAAUAAUCAAUUGAGAAAUUUGUUUUCUCGUAAUUAUUACAAAACUUUCCUUGAAAAUUGAAAUUUUCUAAUAAUUUCAUUGUAGAAAAUCACUUUCAGUGAGUUUUCUUCUUGAAGUGUUAAUCCUGAAUAGGAAUUAAUUUUUUAGGAAAAAAAUUUUAGAGAUCUCUGGUCUUGUAUUCUUAUUCUCAUUACAUUCCUCUGGAUUAUGAAUUAAAUUUCUAGUUGAAAAACUUAUAAUCCUCUUAAUUUUUCUGAUUCUGCUUACCCUUAACACGUUUGCCUUUACGCAAGUGUCACUUUAAUUAAUUAAUUAAAAGAUUUAUUUUUAAUUAAUUGAAUGAUUUUUCUUCACACAAUUAGGAACAUCAAUUGUAGAUAUGGUUAUUUUUUCAGAAAGUUCUCCAUCACAAUCAUAUCCCACAAUUUCAAAGCAUAAAAAACGAGAAAGACAAAGAGAAAACAGAAAAAAAUUUUAAUUGACCAUCGAUUGUAAUUUCGAUUAUUUUAAUUGUGUCACUAAAUUCCCAUUCUAUUCAUGUUAAAGCGAAAAUUGCAAUUGACUGCUUAAACUUUAUCAAAUUAGGAUUAUUUAUAGAAUAAUAUUUAUUCAAAUUAAUAUUAAUUAAUUAAUUCAUUAAUUUGGUCAUUCAAUUUAAUCAUAAUCUAUUUUUAUUAAUUAAUAUUGAAAGUAUUUGUAAAUUCGUCGACGAGUUCUUUGGAAAAUUGUAAUUUUAUCAAACUGUUAAACAGAAGAAUAAAAAAAAAAUGUUAUCAAGUGUGUAGGUGCUGCCAAUAUAGAUACGCGAAUUAUAUUUAAUCAAAUGUAUUCAGAUCGAUCUGAAUUCAAGCACUAAUUAUUAAUAUGAUAAAUUUACAAGUAAUUAAGCACGAGCAUUAUAAAAUGUAAUUUAUUCAGUUUUUUGUCAUUUUUUUCUCCUUUUUUGUAAUAUGAAUCAAGCGUUGUGGGAUUGUUUCGAAUUUUUAAAAAUCCGUUUUAAAUUUUCGAUAGGAGAUAAAUUUUUAUAAAGUGAGGCCUUUCUAUUAGAAUUACUUAUAUUACUGGAAUUAAGUGUUAAUUGCAAUGAAAUGUUUGCAAGAAUAUCUUGAAUAUUGACUGAUUUAUUAUUGAAAAAAAUUUGAUAUACUUUUAUUUGCGCGCAAAAUUUUAGGCAAUAAUAUUUGUUUGUCUGCAGUGAUUGUUUGUUUUUUUUCGUCACAAAAAAAAAUGUGUAUACUUAUAUGCCAUGAAAAAAAGAAAAGAUGAGAGACUCAAGGAAUACUAGCGAAAAAAUGUAGAGUGUUGUUUUUUGUAAAAGAUUUUUCUGGAGAAAGUGAAAAUGGUUCUUCCGAUCAGUCUUUGGAAAAAUCACAUUUGUACGUUUAGGAUAUAAAAGUUAUUAAUUAAUUAAUUAAUUAAACUGAUCGGGAACAAUGUAUUUACAACACAUACUUAUUCUCGAAAUAUAUUUAUAAAAUCACAA
Molecule: messenger RNA, 4830 nt
Organism: Leptopilina heterotoma
Lineage: Eukaryota; Metazoa; Arthropoda; Insecta; Hymenoptera; Figitidae
Gene: Mvb12
Exons: 8
Coding region: 601-1590 (329 amino acids)
Biological process (GO): viral budding; regulation of epidermal growth factor receptor signaling pathway; virus maturation
Cellular component (GO): ESCRT I complex; late endosome
Source: RefSeq, a predicted model, not a curated record